AAUCGCUAGUUCGUACAAUCUCUUCUUUGAGAUUACACAAGAAAAAUUAUGUAAACAUUCUCCAUGUGCGGGAAAAUUACUAUAAAGAGGCCAAGAUGAGUAGCGAAUAAUAUUGAAGGUAUUGAUGUAUGAGUAAAAAUCAUAAAAGAUGCCCAGAAGAAAAGAAAACAAAAUUCAAGAAAAAGGAGAGAAGAAUUUAAUUGCCAAUGUUAAGUCUGAUAUGAAAAAGAAUCAACAAGAGAAUGACGUAGAAACAGUUUCCAAGGUUACAAGAACUAGAAACCGAGGAAAUGGACAUACCGGUAUUGAAAAGCCUAAUGACAAUCAAAAGGGAAAAAGAAAAAGUAACUGUAAGAAUAAUAAAUCAGACACUAUCAUUAAAGAUAAUUUAAAACAAGUUGAGAAAGUAAACCUGGAUGAAAUAGAGAAUGAUAAAGAUAUAAAGAAAGAACAAAAUGGAAGAAGAAAGAGAAAAAGUAGCUCUCAGAAUGUAAAAGUAGAAGACAAUGAAAAGAGUGAUGGCAGUAGUAAAGGGGAUUUUGUAGAUGGUGAUGUACAACUUGACAGUUCUAAAGUAAUUAAAAAAAUAAAAUUAGAUCCAUGGCCUAAAAUGAAAUUAGAUGCAUGGCCUAAACGUGACAACGAAAAAGAGUCAACAGUUUUGUCUAAAAAGUUAGAACCAUGGCCACAAGUUCAAAACAAAGGUAGAAGAAAUGAAAAUCUUAAUACUGAUGGAAAGACAAAAGACAAAGAUGCUUUUCAUGGAAAGGAAGGAAAUAGUGCAGGGAAUGAGAAAUUGCAAAAUUUUGAUAUGAUUAAGAAAUUAAAAACAGACACAGGGAAAAAGAGGAAGUCAAAUACCAAAAAAGAGGAUAUUCUUCAGAAUACAGUUAAAGUGAAGAAACAGAAAAGACAAGCUACAAAAUGUAACCAGAAGCAAAAGGACAAUAAUCUCGAUACUACAAAUUCAAAGGAACAGAAUGAACAGAAAACAGAGAAAAAAACAAAUGCUACAAAAAAGAAAAGAAAAAGUGAACCUGCUGAUACUAAACAAAGCAAAAAAGUAGUUUUGGACAAGGAGAGUAGGGAAAAGACAAAAAAAUCACUCAAAAAGAAAGAAAAUAAUACAAAAUUAGAUGAUGUUGAGAUAAUGUCAGAUAAUAGUUCAGACAAUGAAGAUACACAGAAAAGUAGCCACAAAACCAAUAGAGAGGUGAAAGAUGUAGAUUGUAAAAACGAUGAUAAAAUUGAAAACAACACUUCUAAUUGUCAACCAUUAAAGUCCAUGUCAAGUGUUAAAAAGAAAGUUGACAUGGGAGAUGUGACUUCAGUUUUGUUAAUGAUGGAAGGAAAGACAAAAAUUGUUGAUGAUGCUGUACCCAGUACUUCAGGAAUGCAGGGGGAUGAUGAAAGUGAAGAUUUGAUAGAAAGUGAGGAAUCAGACUGGGAAGAAGUAGCAGUAUUGCCAGGAUAUGAUAGUCCAAAGAAGUCACAGAUUCCUUCUGGACCUAUUGAGAUUACUUUGGAUGGACCACAAAUAAUGAAGAAAAGGAAGAAGAAAACCUUUGAUAUUAAAGCGUACUUUCAGAGACUGUCAAACAGGUUCCAAAAAGAAGUGAGAGAAAAUAUUCAUAAGGUUCAAUUCAUGUGUUUGUUAUCGCGAGGGAUGUUUUUAAACAGACUAUGUGAAGAUGACACCAUUAAAGCCUUUGCCUUGUCUGUCUUGCCUAACCAGUUUACUACGGUAUCCAAGAAAGCUUUUAACAUUAACUUAUUGGGCAGGAUCUUAAUCUGGUAUAAAGAAAAAUUCCCUAUCAUGACAAAAAAUACCAUGAAGGAACUUUGUGUGAGAGAAAGAUUAGUAGAAAGCUUCAGAUCUUCAACAGUGAUGUCCUAUCUAGAAAGAACAUUGGUAUUAAUUAUACUGUUGAGAAAUUUAGGUUUAAUAACUAGACUUGUGAUGUCUAUACAACCAAUGCCAUUGAAACCUAAGGAUACAACCAAAAAAUCUGGAAAAGAAAGUAACGUAAGAACCAAAAAGGUUUCUGAAAAGAAUUCCAAAAAUUCCAAGACUGUACAUAACAAGUCUGCAAAGGUUCUCUCAGGGAAAUCCAGAAAAGGAAGUAAAAAGAAACAUAGUAAUGAAAGUGAUUCUACAGAAUCUGAAUAUUUUAAAAAGAAAGACAAAAAGCUACGGUCAAGAGGAUCAAAGGUCAAACCUCAAAGUUACAAAGGUUGUGAUAAUGAGGAUGAAGAUUCAGAAUCUGAGGAUGAGUUAAUUCCAAGUAGUGAAAGUGAAGAGGAUAAACCUAGAAGUAGAAGUAGUAAACAAAAGAAGGCUGGGAAGAGAAAAGUGAAAAAAGAAAAGACUGACGAUAGUCAAGAAGGUUCUGAUGAUGAUUUUGAAGAAGAGAGUUUUACUCCUAGGAGUCCUGUUAAUUUAUUAAGGAAAUUUGUGGAAAAAAACAAAAACAGAAAAAUUCUAUCAUCAGACUCGGAUAUUGAGGAGGACACAGGUUGUGACAUUUGGACAGAGGUGUUCCUAGAAUCAGAGGAUAAGUGGUUAUGUAUUGACUGUAUGGACUGUCGGGUAAACAAGCCACAUGUGAUAGAAAGCCAGGUCACUAAACCUCUUCACUAUGUCCUCUCAUUUGAUAAUGACAGAUACAUAAAAGACCUAACACCAAGAUAUGCCUCUAAAUGGUUGACAGAGACUAGGAAAUUAAGAAUUAAAGAUGACUGGUUGCAGGAUACCUUAGCUCCAUACAGAAGUCCAGAUGUAGAUAUCCAUUCUAAAGAAGAUAAUGAUAUUCAAGCAAGACUUAUUUCUCAGCCAGUCCCUAAAAGUAUGUCAGAAUUGAAGAGUCAUCCAUUAUAUGUCUUGAAAAGACAUCUACUAAAAUUUGAAGCACUAUAUCCUAAUUCAGCCAUACCUGUUGGUUACAUAAAGGAUGAACCUAUUUAUGCCAGAGAAUGUGUCCAUGUUCUACAUUCCAGAGAGAACUGGUUAAAGGAAGGGAGAGCAGUCAGAGUUGGUGAAGAAGCCUACAAAAUGGUUAAAUCAAGAGUACGCUGGAAACAUAAGAAAGAAAACCCAGAUGCAUUAGACCUGGAAAUAUUUGGUCACUGGCAGACAGAGGUGUAUAUACCUCCACCAGCAGUUAAUGGAAAAGUACCAAGAAAUGGUUAUGGAAACAUAGAGUUAUUCAUGCCGUCUAUGUUACCUGCUGGAACAGUCCAUCUCAAGUUGCCUGGAUUAAAUAAAGUUGCUAAGAAGUUAGACAUAGAUUGUGUAGCUGCCAUGACUGGCUGGGAUACACAUUGUGGAUAUUCACAUCCUUUAUUGGAUGGUUUUGUUGUAUGUGAAGAAUAUAAAGACAUACUGAUAGCAGCUUGGGAUGAAGACCAAGAAAUACAAAAACAAAGAGAAAUUGAGAAAAGAGAAAAAAGAGUAAUACAAAACUGGCGCUUACUGACAAAGGGAUUGCUCAUCAAGGAGAAAUUAAAAAGGAAGUAUCUUUUACAGCCUCACUUACAUGAGGUAGAAACUAAAGAAAAGACAAAAAUGAAGAACAAACCAGGAGAGAAAGCAGAUGAUGUAGAAAAAGCCUGGCCAAUGAACAAAGAAGGAAGUAAAUCUCUUAGUACAGCAAAGCAUUUUAAAACUGAAACUUUAUAAACAUUCUACAGUCUACCUGUACUUAAACAUUUCAUAAUUUUAAUAGAGGAACAAGCUUGUAUAGAAGAAGAACCAUCCUUGAGUUUUAUUUUAAUGUAAUUAGUAUAAUGAAAAGACCUAUGAUGAGACACUAAAAUGUAUAAUAUACCUCAUUGUGUUCAUGUAAAAUAUGGCUGUGAAAUAUAAAUCUUUAAUACAUAUAUCAACUAUAUAAAAUCAAUAAAUUCUUAUUAUAAAAUGGA
Messenger RNA from Mytilus californianus (California mussel), 3921 nucleotides. Its product is annotated as DNA repair protein complementing XP-C cells homolog. The transcript is spliced from 22 exons. Gene Ontology annotation, cellular component: nucleotide-excision repair factor 2 complex; XPC complex; cytoplasm. Bases 149 to 3679 code for a protein of 1176 amino acids. NCBI's taxonomy places the organism in Eukaryota, Metazoa, Mollusca, Bivalvia, Mytilida, Mytilidae. Gene Ontology annotation, biological process: nucleotide-excision repair; mismatch repair. Gene Ontology annotation, molecular function: damaged DNA binding; single-stranded DNA binding. The record is from RefSeq and is a predicted model, not a curated record.